UAUACCAAUUCCUAUAAAUAUUUAAAAGUUACAUAUCUUCAAGCUUGUUCUUUAGCCAUGGCUACUCUUAUCCCCAUCCUCCAACCUUUUUUCUCUUCAAUCACUGAAUCUCAAGCACCAAUCUCCACUCAAACCUCCGACAACCAUCCGCACACUCUCUCCCGCCGAGACGUCGUCUCUCUCUCCUCCGUCUCUCUCCUAUUCACUCUCUCUCCAAUUGAUCCAGUUUUCGCCUUCGGAAUCUCAGGACCUAAAGAAUGGUUGAAAGAUCAGAAGAAGAAGUCAUCGAGGUUCUUGUUAGCUCCCAUUGAUGCUUCUCGUGAAAGCCUCCGCUCUGUUUAUCUUUCGCUCACAACCAGAGAAUCUGAUUAUACGGAUAAAGAUUUGGAGAGCCUUCAGAAUCUUUUAAGGACUUCUGCAAGAGACUGUGUCCCUAAAGAGAGAAGCUCUCUUGUGGAUUUUCAGUCAAUGACCGGAGUUGAGGUUUGCACAUUCAAGCUUGUUGUGAAGAAUGCUGCUUCAUUACUAGAUGAUAAGGAUCCAGUCAAAUUGGAAGCAGAGACUAUACUAAAUGAUGUUAUUAGGUCCUUUGGUUCCCUUAUCGUGCUCACGAAUGGGAUUGGUAUGAAUCUUCCUUCUGAUAGAGAAAAGAUUGCAGAUGCAGUUAUGGAGGCAAUCUCUUAUCUUGACAAAUUUGAGAAGAGUGUCAAGGACUGUCUUGAGAUCUGAUCAAAUGUUUGUUCUUUUCUUCUUGAAGGUAGAAUCAAAGCAGUGUAAACUCCUCAUGGCUGUUUAGCGGUACAAACAUUUGUUUCAAGUGUACGAAAAUGAGAGACAUCUCGUUUUAUAUAAAUAUAAAUCAUAUUGUUGAAUCCUGAGUUUGGAUUUUACAUAUAUAUAUAUAUCAAUGGUUUAUACAUCAAAUUACAAACAAUCUCCUACACAUUUUCUAUGGUGUGAAAAGACUCAUAUAUUUAUCCUGCAAAAGCGUAUGCAAUGAGCUUUUACAUGCUCACACUUUGUUCUCUAUGGGAUUAUCCGGAGGCGGGGAGCCAGAGGCCUCGACCAAAUACAAGCGGCAGCACGGUGUUCCAUCGUCCGGGUGAAUCUGCGUGGACCUUGGUAGGCGAAGAAGUUUGUUGAAGAGGUUCAGCGGAUCGUGCAGCAGACCGAAAUUCGCGUCUGGAUCACCAAUCUGCGAGAGGCUGACAUGAGAGAACCCCAAAGAUGGUAAGAGCUGAUCAGGCCAGUCACUGUAAAAGUCGAAAACAGAGUUCGGUAGCGUAGCAGACGGUUUAUUCAUGAAAUCAGCCAAGAGAACCGUGCUGGUUACGGCGCACUUGUCAGCUAUGAGGUUCAGUACUUGCAUUGCCUCUGUGUGAGAGAGGUAAUAGAGAAUGCCUUCAAGAACCCAUACAGUGUUAAUAUCUGGCAUAAAACCAGACUUCUUAAGCUUUUCGAACCAGUCAUUGUCUCUGAUAUCGAUUGCUACUCUGACUAGUGAUUUCGCCGUCAUCCUAAGGUCAGCUCUGGAUUUUACCGCGGCUUGAACUAGACUCGUUUUCGCUUCCAAGACAUCGGGAAAAUCAACUUCGAAUACGUCACUUUUGUUCAAACAGAUAAGCCUAAACCAAGAAAAUCGAACCUGCGCCGAGUAGAACGACCUGAGCCGCGUCAUUGUCGAAAGAAUCAAGAGCAGCUUGAAUUCUUGUAUCAAACCAAAGAGUUCGAACAGCAAGAAUCACACCGGGUACCUCUCGAGCAUUCUUGAGCCGGUCUUUCUGAAUCUUUGUGUGUAAAUUUCUCAAAUGUGUCUCUCCGGCAAACAAAUGAGCGAGAGGAUCCUGAAUGACAUGUUUCCACAGAGCUCUUCCUGCAGCUGUUUGGCAAGCAGAUUUCUGAAGGUAAUCCCACUCGGUUUGUAUGCUCAUGUGAAGUUUCUUGACGCUUUCGGUAUGUAAAACCUCCGGUAUCGCGAGUUCUUCUUCGAUAUCCGGCCAUGUCGUAGCAGUAGCUGAUGAUUCUUGUUCUUGUUCUUGUACUUGUUCUUGUUGUUGCUUUUUGUUUUCUAUUUCAGACAUUGUUUCUUUCUUGUUCUCUUGAGGCGAAUAAUGUUUUGUUCUGAUAUAUAUUGAAGGAAUGUGUGAAAAAGAAAAAUUGAUCUGUUGCGUUUCGUAGGGAUAAGAAAAGAGAACCACACAUAAAAACAAAGGCAUACGUUCUUCUAUGUAUAGCCAUUGGCCUUUGUUUUCUGUCAAAAGAGCAAGCGAGUGGCUCCACACUC
Messenger RNA from Thlaspi arvense, 2284 nucleotides. The record is from the annotation of a GenBank genome assembly. NCBI's taxonomy places the organism in Eukaryota, Viridiplantae, Streptophyta, Magnoliopsida, Brassicales, Brassicaceae.